Messenger RNA from Striga hermonthica, 1974 nucleotides. The record is from the annotation of a GenBank genome assembly. NCBI's taxonomy places the organism in Eukaryota, Viridiplantae, Streptophyta, Magnoliopsida, Lamiales, Orobanchaceae.
AUGGUCACCACCGAUGAUGCCAUCACUCCUCCUCCGGCGAGCCACCGCGCGGCCGCCGUCCCGCCGCCUCAGCCGUUUUUCCGGUCACUGAAAAACACACUGAAGGAGACAUUCUUCCCGGAUGAUCCCCUCCGGCAGUUCAAGGGCCGGCCAGCCGGUCAGCGGGCAGUUCUUGGCCUGCAGUACUUCUUCCCGAUACUCGAGUGGGGCCCACGGUACACGCUCAACUUCUUCAAGUCGGACCUCAUAUCCGGUAUCACCAUCGCUAGCCUGGCAAUCCCGCAGGGGAUCAGCUACGCCAGGCUGGCCAACCUGCCGCCAAUCCUCGGCCUAUACUCAAGCUUUGUUCCGCCACUGAUUUACGCGAUUAUGGGAAGCUCGAGAGAUUUAGCCGUUGGAACAGUAGCCGUUGGAUCAUUGCUGACGGCUUCGAUGCUGGGGACCGUGGUUAAUCCGGUGGAGGAGCCCACACUGUAUCUCCACCUUGCUUUCACGGCGACUUUCUUUGCCGGCCUAUUUGAAGUCGGUCUCGGCAUUUUCAGGCUAGGGUUCAUAGUGGAUUUUCUGUCGCACCCAACCAUAGUAGGGUUCAUGGGCGGUGCGGCCACGGUGGUUUGCCUGCAGCAGCUCAAGGGCAUUUUAGGACUUGACCAUUUUACCCAUGCCACCGAUGUUAUCUCAGUCAUGCGCUCCGUCUUUUCUCAAUCUCACAAGUGGCGAUGGGAAAGUGCUGUGCUGGGAUGUGUCUUCCUUUUUUACCUCCUCAUUUCGAGAUACUUUAGCAAAAAGAAGCCGAAGCUAUUUUGGAUAUCAGCCAUAGCUCCAUUGACAUCUGUGAUUUUGGGGAGUAUUCUGGUGUAUCUCACCCAUGCUGAAAAACAUGGAGUCCAAGUGAUAGGACAUUUGAAGAAGGGAAUAAAUCCAGCAUCAAUAAUGGACCUCAAUUUUAAUUCAAGGUAUUUGACAACAACAAUCAAAACAGGCAUAGUCACGGGCAUCAUCUCACUAGCUGAAGGAAUAGCAGUGGGCCGAAGCUUUUCAAUGUUCAAGAAUUAUCAUAUUGAUGGCAACAAAGAAAUGAUCGCUAUUGGGAUGAUGAAUAUUGUGGGCUCUUGUUCCUCUUGCUACCUCACAACGGGGCCAUUUUCGCGGUCUGCGGUCAACUUCAACGCGGGAUGCAAAACGGCUGUCUCGAAUAUUGUGAUGGCAAUAGCAAUCGUGAUAACAUUAGUUCUCUUGACUCCAUUGUUCUACUACACCCCGAUAGUCGUACUCUCCGCGAUCAUAAUUACCGCCAUGCUUGGCCUCAUCGACUAUGAUGCAGCCAUCCAUUUGUGGCAUGUGGACAAGUUCGACUUUCUCGUGUGCAUGAGCUCCUACAUUGGUAUGGUCUUUGCUAGCUUCGAAGUCGGUCUAGUUAUGGCGAUUGGACUAUCUAUCUUGAGGGUGCUACUAUUUGUUGCUAGGCCAAGGACUUUGGUGCUUGGUAACAUUCCAGAUUCCAAUGUUUUCAGAAGUGUUGAUCAUUACCAAAAUGCAAUUAAUGUGCCAGGAGUUCUCAUUCUUGAAAUUGAUGCCCCAAUUUACUUUGCCAAUUCCAACUAUUUGAGAGAGAGAAUUUCAAGGUGGAUUGAUGAUGAAGAAGACAGAAUCAAGUCAUGUGGAGAAAUUGAAUUGCAAUAUAUUAUACUAGACAUGAGUGCUGUUGGAAACAUCGACACGAGUGGAAUUAGCAUGCUCGACGAGGUCAUGAAGAUCAUCGAUCGGAGGGGGCUCAAGUUGGCAUUGGCUAAUCCAGGAGCUGAGGUGAUGAAAAAGUUGGAUAAAUCGAAGUUUCUAGAAAGAAUGGGCCAAGAUUGGAUCUUCUUAACCGUGGAGGAUGCUGUUGGGGCAUGCAAUUACAUGUUACACGACUUCAAGCCCAAAAUGAAUAAUAGUGAUUUUUCAGAUGAAAAAUAUAGCAAUAAUGUGUGA